Molecule: messenger RNA, 1924 nt
Organism: Cornus florida
Lineage: Eukaryota; Viridiplantae; Streptophyta; Magnoliopsida; Cornales; Cornaceae
Product: cytochrome P450 CYP82J17-like
Exons: 2
Coding region: 232-1785 (517 amino acids)
Biological process (GO): defense response to other organism
Molecular function (GO): monooxygenase activity; oxidoreductase activity, acting on paired donors, with incorporation or reduction of molecular oxygen; iron ion binding
Source: RefSeq, a predicted model, not a curated record
AUUUCCCCAUCAAUGAUUCCAACGCUUAACAAAGAAGAAAAAUUAAUUAUUAUAAUUUUCUUAUCCUUUUCAUUUCUCUGAAUAUCAACAAAGUUUUCUUGUCCUCAUAAUAAUAUGUUCCUAAUUCAAAAGUGAAAGUUGACCUCGUCAAUUGUCAUAUAGACUUUUAGGCCACCAAAUUGGAAACUAAUUGCAGAACUAUCUCAUUCAUUUCCCAAACAUUAUUGCUUCAUGGAUAUCCUCUCUCUUCCACAAGCAGUUGGUUGUCUCAUAGCAUUGUUGCUAUUGUACAGUCUAUGGAGAUCAAGAAAUCACAGUCAAAGCACUACCAAGAGCAUACCAGUACUCCCUGAACCAUCAGGUGCAUGGCCUUUACUAGGUCACCUCCACCAACUAGGCAGCAAAAAGCCGUUGGCUCGGACCCUCGGAGCCAUGGCCGACCAAUACGGCCCCAUCUUCACCAUCAAGCUCGGAGUGCACCGUGCAGUGGUGGUGAGCAAUUGGGAGGCUGUCAAAGAGUGCUUCACCACUAAUGACAUAGCCUUGGCCUCACGCCCCACAUCUAGCGCUGGCACCUACCUCGGCUACAACUAUGCAGCCUUUGGGUUUGGGCCUUACGGACCAUUCUGGCGCGAGAUGCGCAAGCUAGCACUCCUCGAGUUGCUGUCAAGUCGCAGACUUGACACACUGAGGUAUGUCCGAGUCUCGGAAUUGGACACUAGCAUAAAAGAGUUGCACUUGCUUGCCAAGAAGAGCAACAACAGAGUGAUCAUCAGUGAAUGGCUUGAGCAGUUGACUUUGAAUAUUGUUGUGAAAAUGAUUGCAGGUAAGAGAUAUUCGGAGAGCGAGAAUGGUGAAGAGACAACGCGAUUCAGAAGAGUUAUAAAGGAAUUUAUGUAUGUGAGUGGGGGAUUUGUAUUGUCAGAUGUAAUUCCAUUUCCAUUGCUGAGAUGGAUUGAUCAUAUGGUAGGAGGCUUGAAGACCAUGAAGAGAAUUGGAAAAGAAUUGGAUUCUAUUUUUGAGAGUUGGGUUCAAGAACAUGUUCAGAAGGGAAUUGGGGGUGAUGAGCUGGACUUCAUAGAUGUGUUGCUCUCUGUAAUUGACGACCAAUUUAUUUAUGGCCACACAAAGGAAACUGUUAUCAAGGCAACAAUAUCGAACCUUAUCUUAGCAGGCUCGGACACCACAUCCAUUAACUUGACAUGGCUCAUGUCCAUAUUAUUGAACAACAACCAUGCUUUAAAGCAUGCUCAAGAAGAGAUAGACUCCAAAGUUGGCACAGAGAGAUGGGUAGAAGAAUCCGACAUCAAGAACUUGGUCUACCUUCAGGCAAUUGUUAAAGAAACUCUACGUCUGUAUCCACCAGGUCCCUUAUCAGUACCACACCAGGCCAGGGAAGACUGUAAUGUGAGUGGUUAUCACAUCCCAAAGAACACUCGCUUGCUAGUAAAUGUGUGGAAGAUGCACCGAGACCCGCGUGUGUGGACAGAGCCUGACAAAUUCAUGCCGGAGAGGUUCUUGACGAGCCACGCAGAGGUAGAUUUUGCUGGUCAGCAUUUUGAGUACACCCCAUUUGGUUCCGGUAGGCGAUCUUGCCCCGGGAUCUCAUUUGCCUUGCAAGUGACACACUUGACAUUGGCUCGAUUGCUACAGGGGUUCAACUUCACAACACCAAAUGGUGAACCCGUGGACAUGACUGAAGGCUUAGGUAUUACAUUGCCUAAGGCAACCCCACUGGAAGUUGUCAUCACCUCACGCCUUCCAUCUAAAUUUUAUGAAAAUUAAACUCUAUAAAUUAACCAAAUAUCAUAUGUUGUGAGCAGAAAUAGAGAUAACCAUAAGACUAUAUGUACCAUUCCCAUAAUAAGCCACUCUGUUUUUAAUUAUAUAUAUAUAUAUAUAUAUAUAUAUAUAUAUAUAUAUA